Messenger RNA from Oryza brachyantha (malo sina), 6154 nucleotides. Its product is annotated as trithorax group protein osa-like. The transcript has 9 exons. Bases 322 to 3852 code for a protein of 1176 amino acids. NCBI's taxonomy places the organism in Eukaryota, Viridiplantae, Streptophyta, Magnoliopsida, Poales, Poaceae. The record is from RefSeq and is a predicted model, not a curated record.
GCCGCGUGGCGCACCGACUAGCUGACGCCGCCGCCGCCGCGUUGUGGGGGACUCGGGCCGAUCUCCUCCGGAUACAGAGUCGUGCGUCCGCCGCACGCUGUUGCCGAUCUGUCUCCUCGACGCUGCUCCGCUCACAAGGUUUGGUAGGGUUUUUGGAGCGGGAACGGUAGCCGCCGCUUGCGGAAACCCGCGCCCCUCUCAGGAGACGACCGACGAUCGCGUCACCCCCCUCGGACGGCGCCUGAUCUUCCCCGCGUAGCGUUGCUUUUCCUUCUCAGGGAUCAAAACCCUUAUUGGAUAAAACAAAGGGCAUAUUUGACGAUGGGUUUCGAUAAUGAAUGUAUUCUGAAUAUCCAAACUCUUCCUGGUGAAUAUUUCUGUCCUGUUUGUCGGACACUCAUAUGUCCCAAUGAAGCUCUGCAAACUCAGUGCACACAUCUCUACUGCAAGCCCUGUUUGGCUUACAUAGUGGCAACCACACAAGCCUGCCCUUAUGAUGGCUACUUGGUUACAGAAGCUGAUUCCAAGCCUCUGAUUGAAUCAAAUAAACCCCUUGCUGAGACAAUUGGUAAAGUUACAGUCCACUGCCAGUAUCACAAGAGUGGCUGUCAAUGGCAUGGUAAUCUGUCUGACUGCAUCACACAUGGCGCUACUUGUGCCUAUGGGAACUCCCCUGUAGUUUGUAACCGUUGUAGUACUCAGAUUGUACAUCGUCAAGUGCAAGAACAUGCUCAACUCUGUCCAGGUUUGCAACCUCAUGCGCAAGCACAACACACUGACAGUAGUAUGAUGCAGUCAUCAUCAGCGGCAACCCAGGCAGCCAUGCAAGGUCCUUCUGCAGUCGCCUCAGCAGUCCCCAUGAUACCUGUUACAGCAGCUCCUACAACAGUACUAUCGACAGCUACGGCCAGAACUGGAACAGCUUCUGCACUCCCAGUUGGUUCAGCUGGUGCAACCACAGGAAGCACUGUGCCUGUGGCUCCUUCCCUUCAAGUGGCACCUACUGCUGCUACUCAGGGUCAAGCAGUUGCUCCCCAAACUCCUACAGCUGAGCAAUACCAGCAGCAGCUCCAGUACCAGCAGUACUACCAGCAACAAUACCCUGGAUAUAACCCCUACAUGCAGCAGUAUCAACAAUAUGGUCAGUACCAACAGUACACACAACCUCAGGCACAAAUUGCACCCCAGAAUGUGGCUCAAGCCCCUGUGCAAUCUGCUUCAUAUGCUCAGUCUCAAGUUCUACAGCCUAAUCAACCCCAACACAUGGUGCCAUUCCAACCUCAGAAUCAGCCCCACCUUCCCCAACUCCAAGCACCAGCAGUUCAGCCACAGUCUCAGCAGCAUCCGCCAUUGCAAUCAGCACCUCAAACACAAAUUCCACAGCUACAACCACAAAGCCAAGUACCUCUCCAACAGCCUCAACCCCAUACGCAACCUACAAACCAUACACCAGUCCCUACACAAGUUGGUAGCCAGCCAUUUGCAAUACCUUCUACUCAGGCAACACCCUCUGAGGUUCAGCCACACCAUCAGGUUAUGGCUCAGCAACAACAGCCACAACUGCAGCACUUACCGCAGCAGCAGCAAUCUUAUCCACAUAUGCAGGCAUAUCAUCAGCCUCCUCCAAUGCCUCAUGCACAACCUCAGAAUCCGUCAGUGCAUGCAGUAACUGGUCAUCAACCAUAUUCACAGCCUCAGCCAGCAAAUCAGAUGCAACAAGGAGCUCCAUUGCAGCGUUCUCUACAUGUAUCUCAUCAGCAAAUGCCUAGUGCCCAGCAUCAUGCACUUGCACAUCCUUCACAGGGUCAACAGCCAGCUAUGAUGGCUCAAGGAACUCAACAUACACAACAACAUCAGCAUGUUGGGCAUCAUGCCCAGCGGCAAGAAAUACAUGCUAGCAUUCCUCCACAGGCAGCACCGCAACGAUUCCCUCCAAAGACAUCUGCCCCCUCACAAACAGGUCAAUCAUACCAACAAGGAAUGCCCUCAUCACAACCGCUGAUGCACGCUCCACUCCAAUCUCAAGGUCAACAAUUUAUGCAACAGCACCAUGCUCAUACUUCCGCAGGUAGGUCUAUGAAUUAUGUUGCACCACCAGAGCAGUUCCAAAAUCAAUCUGGGGGUCCAGUUAAAGGUUUACAGGCAAGUGCGAUGAAUCAACAACCACCAACGCGUAUGGCCUCUGACAAUGUGGGAGCAACAUCUGAAUCACAUGGAGCUGGACAACCUUUUGGUCAGGGUUCUUUGUCUUUAAAAAUCCCUACUUUGGAAGCUGAGAAAUUAGAAAAUGCAACUAAUGCUACCGGCAGUACAGAAGUAAGUGGCAAAAAAGGAAGUGCUGAAUCAGCUCUUGUAAAUCCUAUUGCAUCGGGUGGAUCAGAUGGUUCAGAAAAGAAGAAGGGGAAAGGAAAAGUUGACUUUGCUGCUUGGGAAAGUAAUUCACAUGAUCCAGAUGCUCUGGGGGGCAGAGGGACUAGGUCUGAUAUAUCAAGUGAUCUUGUGAAAGGAAUGUCGUUACAGCAGGCACCACAGCAAAAUAUGGCUGCAUUGGGAUCGUAUGCACCGCCAGGCAUGGGACCACAGCAUCCAUAUGGACCUGAUUCAAAGCUUCCUCAACAUAUGCGGCAGCCUGGGCAUAUGCCAUAUAUGCAGGGUCUGCCAAAUCAAAUGAGGCCACCUAAACAUUCUUUUCCUGAAAAUAGUCAGCCUCCUAUGCAACAACCAUAUGAAAUGGCACCUAGGAUGCUUGGUCUGAACUCAAAUCAGAUGCAAAUUUCACAGCCGAUUAGACCUGAUGGUGGUAUGAUUCGACCACCAGUUGGGGCAGCAUUGCCUGGACAGCAUGAUUCAACAGUUCCCCCUUUUGCACCUGAACAUGUUGGUCGGUCACAUCCUCCUGGAACUAAAAAGAACAAUAAUAUUGGCGGUGGACCACGUGGAGGUUCAAAGGCUUUGUAUGAAGUUGGAACCAAUUCUUCACAGAAACAUUCCAGGCCAUUUGCAGCAUAUCCUGGCAGAAACCAUGUCAGCCAUAAAGAUUUUGAAGAGAACAUGAAGCAAUUUUCAGUGCCAACUCACCUUGAAGGUGAAGGUCUUCAAAGAGGUUCUAGACCUUUUGAAGGAGGAUUAGGUAGACCAGAUGGCUUUUCUGAUUCAUUACCUGGAAGGCAUCCAUUGGCAAAUCAUCAUCCAGGUUCAUUUCCUAUAGGCUACGGGGAAGAUUAUCCAAGGAAGCCUAAUUCGACUGACUUCAUUUCACCUGGUGGAGAAUUUGGCCAUCGUGGUAUUGAUGGAAUGCCUAUUCUUAGAAAUCCAGGUCCAUUUCUUCAAGGGAUGACAGGUGGGCCUGGAGGUCUGCAUAAAGAUCAUCUAGGCUCUAGUAACCUUCCUGGGAAUGGACAGCAUGAUUUUGAUAAAUCUGAGUUCCCUCAUACUCGUUUACAUCCUAGCGAUACGUUUGUGCCAAGAAAUCUGCAUGGUGGUGGUUGGGGUGGUGGCCAAUUGCAUGGCACUGAGGACUAUGGCUACAGAGGUCACAUGCAUGCAGAUGAUCCAAAUCUUCCUAUUGAUUAUCCUCGGCAUGGUUUUCCACAAGAAUCUGCCCACUUUGGUUCGGGUGGACACUUGAGAAAUGGAGAUGUCAGUUGGUGCCGGAUAUGCAAUAUUAGCUGUGGUACUGUUGAGAACCUGAAUAUACAUGUAGAGACCAGGGAACACCAGCAACAUGCAAUGGACAUUGUUCUGAAAAUGAAGCAAGAUGUUGCAAAGAGGAGAAAGAUGAACUCUGGAGGUCCCAAGUCAUUCAAGAAAAAGGUAGCUGGGAAGGGCAGCUUCCGUGGAAAUAGGCGUUAGAACUUUGUUCCUUGGAGAUAGGCACCGGAAAUAGCUGGGAAGGUUGCUGGUAUGCUUUUGGAACUAUCUGAGACCAUUGAAAUUGAGUUCCUGUCCAUACAUUUUGGUUAAGGUAGUGCUGCAUGUUUGGAAUAGAAUUUGCAGUGGUUCUGAACUUAUGUUACCGUUUUACCAUGUUGUCAUGUGGACUUUACCUGCUUUUGUGGAGCUCGUUGCUCCUAUGUUGGAUGCUCAGAAGUCUCUGAGGAUGCUUAUCUUUCUGGAUCUGCAGUACUUUAAUUUUGUACACCUGAAUAUGUGACAAUGCACAAUGCAUGACUCCAUGUUUAUCCACUAGGCUCAGAUGACUUGUUGGUUUUUUUAUAUGGUAUAAUGGCCCUAAAUGGCGAAAACAAUACAGAAAAGUUUUACAAAAGAUCCAUAGCUAUUUUUCUUGUGGGAAUUUAAAUAAACUAUACAAUUAGAUAUGAAACCCUGCAAACAUUUUUUUUCUAUGCAAGAGACUAGUGGAAUCAUUUUUGGUGGGCACUUCCAGUGUGUGAAAUGACUAUCAGUUGCUAACAUUGAAUUCCAGGACAUACAUUUGCUUGUGUAUUCUCACAAUGUUAACUAUAAAAGAAUAUUUAAUUAAACCCUAUGACCCUAGCCCUUCCCAUUAUGAAUGUAUGAUGAUUGGCUCUUCCUACUUUCCAUAGUUGUGAUGAGGUGUAAGAAAUUGGUGCCAACACAAAUUGAUGUCAAACAUUUGUCCCUUCCUUAUGUUCUACUAGGUUUUAGAGAUUAACUUUAUUCUACUUUGUUAAAAUUUUGGUUCCCAAAUCCCAAUUGAUGCGUAAUAAUUUUGAAUGCGGACUGGCUGAAACUGAGCACGUUCGAAAAUUAAGAUUAAAUGACCAGUACUGGAGAUAGCCUAGUAUUGUUCUUCUCUCUCGCGUCCUGUUUUUGAUUCUGGAAUUUUUUAGAUAUUUAAGGUCUGCUGCCUUAUCAGCCUGAAUAGAACUACCCAUAGGAAAAUAUGUGGACUUACUUUUUUUUUUACUGUAAUGUGUCACCUAACGUUGAGUUCUGUCCUUAAUGUUUGGCUAAAUGCCUGAUUUUUUGUACAACCAUGGGGGCAUCCCAACUCCAAAAUGUCAGUGAGCAGGCAGAAAACCAAACUAUCAUUUGACAGGAACAUGGAUCCUGUAUAUCUUAGCAUGUCAGCAUGUAGGAGUGGUAUGUUAGUGUAGUCCAAUUGAAAGUGGCCAUAUUUUCCUAGGUCAUUGUGGCUUUGUUGCAUUUUCCAUGGGACACUCCAAAAACAUGUCUUUGCAUAUGGCACUUAUGUUUUGUGGUUAUUUGCUAACUCACACUCUUGCCAUUAUUGUAUCAUUUUUGGUUUAACUUGAUCCAGUUAUAUUUUCGCCCCUAACCUUGGAAACAAAAUAUUUCAGUGGACUAAUAUAACGAAAAUUUUUGAAGUUUUGAAAAAUUGAUGACAAAAAUUGAACAAAAUUUGGCCGAAUUUAAACAAAUUGUGCUAAUUCCGAAACAAAUUGUAGAAAUCAAAGCAUUUCAGAGGACCAAUAUAAUGUAAAUUUUCCAACCAAAAUUGAACAAAUUUUGGCUGGAUUCACAUUUUUUCUAAAUUAAAAAUGUAACUUUUUGUAGGAAAGUUAUCCUACCAGGUGGCCCAUAAUGUCAGUCAUUUCAGUUUGAUUUACAGAACUCUAGCCUACAACUUGUCAUGGGGGUAAAAUGUCAUUUCCAAAUUUCUCUCUGCAGUUGAGCCAAAAAUGUUUAAAUUUGCCAAUAGCGUGUUUGAGAAAAUUCACAGCAAAAUACCAAAUCGAAGUGUCCUAUUGCAAAACCAUGUUUUUGGAGUGUCUUGCGACAAAUGGCAUGAAAGUAUAAUGUCCUAUAGCAAAUUUUACGAAAAGUAAUAGCACCAGCAAACUAUGCACAGCACCAAACGAAAGCACAUACUAAGAAAAAGAUAAAUUAAAAGGAUGUAAUUGUUUUUGAGAUGGACUGUAGUAUAUGAGCCAUUGAUGCCAAAUUCCCAAUUAAAAGACUUUUACUCUUUACUCAUUUGCUAGUUCUUGUAGACAGUGAUGUGUUUGAGUAAAUGGAUUAGAACUCGAUGAGGAACAUUUGCAUGCUGUUGAUGUAAUGUUUUCAGUUUUAGUUUUGAAGAACACAGCUUGAUAUGCCUUAUCUAAUGAUGCUUAAUGUGAUGAUCAAUUAAUUAAUAACAUAGAUUUGUUUCCUUGGCAGUAGCCUUCUCUUGUGUUCCCCCCAAAGUGAUCAUUAAAUCAUUUGU